Cyprinodon variegatus (sheepshead minnow) is the source of this 2642-nucleotide messenger RNA. It is a transcript of the gene tfip11, whose product is annotated as tuftelin interacting protein 11. The transcript has 15 exons. Gene Ontology annotation, molecular function: nucleic acid binding. Gene Ontology annotation, biological process: spliceosomal complex disassembly. Bases 135 to 2642 code for a protein of 835 amino acids. Gene Ontology annotation, cellular component: U2-type post-mRNA release spliceosomal complex. Lineage: Eukaryota; Metazoa; Chordata; Actinopteri; Cyprinodontiformes; Cyprinodontidae. The record is from RefSeq and is a predicted model, not a curated record.
CACCAGUGAACCGGAAGUACUUGGAUUUACUGAAACGAACGUUUUUGUUAGCUGAAGUGUUCCUAUUUGCUAUUUUCAAAAAAAAAUGUCUGUUACUCAUCUCGGACAAGGACAAUAAUUAAAAAUAAUUUAAGAUGUCAAUGUCUCACCUUUACGGAAGGAGGGGGGAGGAGGAGGAGGCAGAAGGAGUGGAGUUGGAGAGCUUUGAGGUGACUGACUGGGAUUUGGCCAAUGAGUUCAACCCAGACCGCCGCAGGUUCAAGCAAACCAAGGAGCAGGCCACCUAUGGCAUCUGGGCUGACAGGGAUUCCGAUGAGGAUGAGAGACCUAGCUUUGGUGGCAAGAGGUCUAAAGACUACACCACCCCUGUCAGCUUUGUGAGCGCUGGUCUGCGAAAAACUGCAGCUGAGGAAAAACAGCAACAACAAGAAGUAGGUUCUGAUGAAUCUGAUGAUGAUGCUCCUCCGGCGGCUCCUCCUCCUCCACGCACAGCAGCUCCCAGAAAACUUCAGAUGUCAAAUUUUGGAGGAAAUCAGUCCCAGAGGUUUGCAGGUGGCAUACAGUCUGGUAAAGGCAUCGGCACCUGGGAGAAGCACACCAAGGGGAUUGGACAAAAACUUUUGCAGAAAAUGGGAUACCAGCCAGGAAAAGGCUUGGGGAAAAAUGCUCAAGGCAUCGUGAACCCCAUUGAAGCAAAGGUUCGUAAGGGUAAAGGAGCAGUGGGUGCAUAUGGCAAUGAGCGAACUACGCAGAGUCUUCAGGACUUUCCCGUGGUUGACUCAGAAGAAGAGGAGGAAAAGGAAUUUAAAAAGGAAUUAGGCCAGUGGCGGAAGGAUCCUGCUGGGACUGCAGCAAAGAAGAAACCAAAGUAUUCCUACAAAACUAUAGAUGAGCUGAAAGCUAAAGGUAAAGUGGCCUAUCGGAGCACACCAGCCUCAGCGGGAGAACUGGCACAAGUCAAGGUCAUAGAUAUGACUGGGCGAGAGCAGAAGGUUUACUACAGUUACAGUCAGAUAUCAAACAAACACAGCGUUCCGGAUGAAGCCCCGCCGAGCCUGGCCACCCGAGAUCAGAAAGGUACUGGCUUUGCCCUCCCUGAGCUGGAGCACAACCUGCAGCUUCUUAUAGACCUCACAGAGCAGGACAUCUUACAGUCUGCCAGGCGCUUGCAGCAUGAAAAAGAUGUGGUUGUUACUCUGAGGCACGAGUCGCAGGCAUUGCAAAACCGACUGUCAAUGGAGCAGGAUGCCAUCCAAAGAAUGGAGGCCGUGCUGGCCUUAGUGGAGCGAUUUCCUACGGAGGAAACGCCACCAGGCGAAGAGCCAUCCCUACAGGAGUGUGCCCGGAUAUUCGAGACCCUGCAGACAGAUUAUUAUGAAGAAUACAAGACGAUGGGAUUGGGGGACCUGGCUGUCGCUGUUGUGCAUCCAUUACUGAAAGAGAAGCUCUCCUCAUGGGAUCCUCUGAAGGACAGUUCGUACUGUUUGGAAGAUAUCGGCCAGUGGAGGGCAAUUCUUGAAUCCAGAGACAUGCACCCCAGCGGUCCACAUUCAAACAUGGAUCCAUACCACAGAUUGCUAUGGGAAGUGUGGAUCCCAGUGAUGCGGUGCUGUGUGUCAAACUGGCAGCCUCGAAUAGUGGGGCCGAUGGUGGACUGUGUGGAUUUGUGGGCCCCUCUUCUACCUCCAUGGAUCCUUGAUCAGUUGCUGGAGCAGAUGAUCUUACCCCGACUACAGCGAGAGGUUGAUAACUGGAACCCUUUAACUGACACCGUUCCCAUCCACUCCUGGAUCCACCCUUGGCUGCCUUUGCUGCAAGCCCGGCUGGAACCUCUUUACCCGCCGAUCAGGAGCAAGCUGUCCAACGCUUUGCAGCGGUGGCAUCCGAGUGACGCUUCAGCCCGCCUCAUCCUUCAGCCAUGGAAGAAUGUUUUUACAGCUGGCGCAUGGGAGGCCUUCAUGGUGAAAAACAUCAUCCCUAAACUGGCCUUGUGUCUGGAAGAACUGGUGAUCAACCCCCACCAGCAGCAGAUGGAGCCAUUUCACUGGGUGAUGGACUGGGAGGGCAUGCUGUCUCCCUCCAGCCUUUUUUCGCUCUUGGAGAAAAACUUCUUUUCAAAAUGGUUGCAGGUACUGUGUUCCUGGCUGAGCAACAGUCCAAAUUACGAAGAAAUCACCAAGUGGUACCUCGGCUGGAAAAGCAUGUUCAGUGAUGUUCUGCUGGCACAGCCGCUUGUUAAGGAAAAAUUCAACGAAGCUUUGGACAUCAUGAACCGAGCAGUGUCUUCAGGCAUGGGGGGAUACAUGCAACCUGGCGCUAGAGAGAACAUCGCAUACCUCACACAGACGGAGAGACGGAAGGACUUCCAGUACGAAGCACUUCAGGAGCGCAGGGAUGCUGAGAGCGUGGCUCAUAGAGGCAUCAGUACUGGUGUGCCCAUGAACUUUAAAGAUCUCAUUCAGACCAAAGCAGAGGAGAACAACAUCGUCUUCAUGCCCUUAGUGGGAAAACGAUAUGAGGGGAAACAGCUCUACACCUUUGGGCGUAUUGUGAUCUACGUAGAUCGGGGGGUUGUGUUCGUACAGGGGGAGAAGACUUGGGUUCCCACAUCUUUGCAGAGUUUAAUCGAUAUGGCAAAGUGA